Liolophura sinensis is the source of this 5878-nucleotide messenger RNA. Its product is annotated as rabphilin-3A-like. The transcript is spliced from 18 exons. Gene Ontology annotation, biological process: intracellular protein transport; exocytosis; spontaneous neurotransmitter secretion. The coding region runs from base 267 to 2165 and encodes 632 amino acids. Gene Ontology annotation, cellular component: membrane; synapse. The record is from RefSeq and is a predicted model, not a curated record. Lineage: Eukaryota; Metazoa; Mollusca; Polyplacophora; Chitonida; Chitonidae. Gene Ontology annotation, molecular function: small GTPase binding.
GUCAGUUCUGCGUUCGAUUUCGAUUUUGACAGCUGGGUACCGAAAUUGGGAUAUAUUUAGGCUGUUGUGAGACAUCGAACAACACCAGCAGGUGAAGUAUCUAGUCCUGCAGCCGUGUCCACAGUUCUGGUGCUACAGCCCAGCACAGAAUAAAGGGGAGGUGCGAUUCUCACUGUAGUGUGGCCAGGAUUGACAGCCUGGGUCAGAGCUGACAUGAUGCAUGGAUACUAAUGAUGGACCGGGACUAACGAACCUUUAAAAGGUUAAUGACGGACAUGGACCGCUGGGUGUGCCCGAAUGACCGGCAGCUUGCCCUCAGGGCCAAGCUGGGUGCGGGCUGGUCAGUUCACACAAACAAGCUACAGACGUUUCACAAGAAUGACCAGAUGAGCCUGGAGGAACAGGAGCAGAUCAUGAAUGUGAUUCUGAAGGCAGAAUACCUGGAACAGGUGGAGCAGGAACGUAUCGGCCGGCUUGUGGACAAACUGGACAACAUGAAGAAGAAUGCCAUGGGGGAUGGGGCCUCUCAGUGUAUUUUGUGUGGCGAUGAAUUUGGCUUGUUGGGGGCAUCGCCUACAUACUGUGAUGACUGCAGGAAGGCGGUGUGUACUAAGUGCGGUGUGGACACCUAUAAUGUGAGUCGUCAGCCUCUCUGGCUGUGUAAGAUCUGCAGUGAGUCCAGGGAGGUUUGGAAGAGAUCAGGGGCCUGGUUUUUCAAGGGCAUACCUAAGUACACGAUCCCAGAGAAAAAGGUAGAGGCUGGAGGCCUAAAGUACCACGGUAGUCUGAACAGAGGUCGUCAUGAAGGUCGUUCCCAACGGGCCAAUCGGCCAGGCUCUGUCAGGACUUACAACACCUGGAGCAGAGGUGGCGCUGGUAGCUAUGGUGACAGCUCAGAACAGGAGAGUUCCAGCAGCUCUGAAGAUGAAGUCAGCAUUGGGCGACGGAAGAAUAAAGGUGGAAUUGAAUCUGAGAGUGAUAACAUAAGCAUAGGCAGUAACCAUCUUUACGGGUCCCAGGGUAUGGCAGAUAGCAAAACCAGCAUCACCAGUGGGAUACUCUAUGGGGGUCAGCUGAGUGCCACCGAAAGCAGCAGAGGGGAUGACCUCCACGAUGAGACGGACAGCGAAAAAUCAAGUAUGGGAGGAUUUAGCCGCACAGGCUCGCUGAGGUCGGGUUCAGAGAUGAUACCACCUAAACUAGAGGAGGAGGGGGACAUUGAUCAGGCAUUCAAUCGCUACGGCAAACCCGGGGUGGAUGAGAUGGACGAUGCUGGCCCCUCCUCUCCUGACAGUGACGGAACAUCUUUAGGCACCCUGGAGUUUUCCUUACUGUACGACUCAGUGAACAACGCACUCCAUUGUACAGUGGUACGAGCCAGGGGUUUGAAAGCAAUGGAUUCCAAUGGACUGUCAGAUCCAUAUGUAAAGCUUCACCUCUUACCAGGAGCCAGUAAGUCAAACAAAUUGAGGACUAAGACCAUUCAUAAGACCCUGAACCCUGAGUGGAAUGAAACGCUGACAUAUUAUGGAAUCACAGAGGAAGACAUGAUCAAGAAAACACUGAGACUCUCAGUUCUUGACGAGGAUGCGUUUGGUUAUGACUUCAUCGGGGAAACACGUGUGCCUCUGAAGCGUCUCAAGCCUCAUCAGACAAAACAUUUCAACAUCUACCUGGAGAAACAGCUCCCGGUAAACAAAAAGCUGGAGAAAGAUGACGAUUUAAUGUCGAAUGACCGUGGGAAGAUCUUAGUCAGCCUGAAAUUCUCAACGCACAAGCAGGCUUUGAUCGUGGGCAUCAUUCGCUGUGCAGAGCUGGCUGCUAUGGAUAGCAAUGGCUACUCCGAUCCUUAUGUAAAAGUAUACCUGAAGCCUGACAAAGACAAGAGGUCAAAAUAUAAGACAUCUAUAAAGAAGAGAACGCUGAAUCCCGAUUUCCAUGAGGAAUUUGUGUAUGAAAUUAAACAGAAUGAGUUGGCCAAGAAGACACUGGAGAUCACUGUGUGGGACAAAGACAUAGGGAAAAAUGACUUCAUUGGAGGUGUACAGUUGGGUAUCAAUGCUAAGGGGGAUCGGCUGAAGCACUGGUUUGAAACCCUGAAGAACCCUGACCGUAAGUUUGAACGCUGGCACAUGCUCUCUGCUGAGCUGACCCCUGAGGAUUAGGAGACGUCGCUGCCAAACCAAACAGCACUGCUUCAGUGAGAGAGGUGUGUAUGAGGCAGAGUUCUAGUCAGAUUAAGAUGUAUAAAAAAAAAACUACCAGCAUUUCAGUAGAUUUUUAUGGCUUGAUAAAAUUAUCAGUAGGUCAUAUGUCAUUUCUUGAAGUGUACAUUAAAAUUUUUAGCUGUUGACCUAAUUAUUGAAAAAAUUAGGUCGCUCAGUUUUUUAUUAAACUUGUGAUAUGUUUCUUAAGAAGGCGAUGUUGUCAUCUACUAUUAAUACUGCAGACAUCUUAAUGAUAUAUACAAAGUCAUAUCUUGCAUAAUUGAUGCAUUUUGUAAAGUUAUACUUAUAGCAUGAUAGAUUGGAUAAAAUUUACAAACUAAUUGUAAUUCAUUAUUAUGGUGAAGUUGACAGUUUGCAUUCCUGUUUUUGUCCUUGUGGCACAUGUAGCCUUAAAUGUGUAUGUUAUCAACACAGAGAUUUUUCUUAUUAGCCUUCCCUCUGUUUGGUGGGAUAAAUCUGUGAGACCUGCUAAAUUUACCUCUGUCGUAAAUAGGGCGCCACACGUUCAGAGAGAGCUCACUCAAGUUCCGUAACCAGUGUGAAGUCUGAAAGACCUAAAAUUUGACUCCAUGCAUGUGGUUGGUUCUGAGGGUACUAUUGGUCAUAGAAAGGUGUUUGGAUUUUUGUUUUGAAUUGUAUCCUGAAACUGAAAUAUUACGUUGCUCUGUAUUUGAUCAAUGCUUUACACUUGCUAUGUGUUACAUUCCAACAUUUUUUCAAUUCUUUUUUUCCUUAAUUUAAGAAAUAUGUUUUCUGCAGAUGUAUGUUUAACAUCCUUUCAGCCUUCAGGGGAGUAUAUUAAUUUAAUCAUUCCAGUUUUCUCACAAUUUUUUUGGCAGCUUGGUUUAUAACUGGAAAAUUUGGUUAUAAAAAAAGAGAACUUCACAAGUUUUGUUGGUUGUUUUCUGCAUGUAUUAAUAAGACUUUGUCUUCGAAGAAGAGAAGGUUAUUUUGGACCAGCGCAUUGUGAAGUUGAUUUUGAGAAUAUUUCAUCUGUUUUUUGUUCUUUUUUAUGCAUUAGAUUUUUUUCUGUGUCUGGUCCCUUCUCAUACCAAAUAUAUAAACCUGUAAACACUUUUUAUCUUCUGGUUUAUCAUUCUGUACAUAGAUUUAUUCUUGUAGACAAGGGUUCAGAAUUAUUUAUAUUUAUUCUAAGUAAAAAGUUUAUUUUUUUUUUUGUCUUUUUUUUCAAACUUCACAAUUUUAAGCCACCAUUAUAAACAACGUAUCUGUCUAAUGCACAUUUAAUUAGACUACAUUACUAAUGAAUAAUCUUUGGUUUUGAAGGUGCUCUCUAAAUUUAAAAGUUACAGUAGUUUAUUCAGAUAGUGAGUAGAAUAAUAACUUGUGGUGUUCUACGGUACACCUGUACAUGAGUGACGCUGUAACAGACUGGUGUUUAAUGUGCACCAUUUACAGAAGAUGAAAGUAAGAGUAUAGUAUUGGUUAGUAAUGGCAUGUAGAUUCCUUCAGUGGAUUGAGGAUGUGGAUAUAUAGUAACGGGCAGCCUUCACAAAUCUGAACACAUGAUAAAAACCUGUCAGCUUGGAGCCUGCUUCACAAACUGUACACAAAGUUACAAAUGUGCUUGUAUCUACCAAUAGCUAGUAUUUUGGCAAGUGCACCUUGGUAGUUACCUGUACAUUGUAUAGGUCACUGGGUAUGAUUUGUGAAAUGGGCAUGUGGGGACACUUCUUACUACAAGCCCUCUGGUUUUGAACCCUGUAUAAUAUGUGUAGUGAUGGCUCUAACCUGAAAGGUCAGAGAAUGGCUUCUAAAAUAAGUGACCUAUCAUUACACAUAGCAGGAAGGAUAGACCUGCUGAUCACUGAAUAUAGAUCCUACCCAGUUUUUAAGGUGCUCGCUGGUUGGCCAUUAGAUCACCACUGGCACACUUCCAGCCAGCCUGUAGCAUUCCACUACUAUUCCGCUGGCUGAGUGAUUGCACAAUUUCCUUAAUCCUUCAGCCAGUGUGCCACAGCCGAACCACAUCCCAGAGUCCUCCGUGGAGAGGUGGAAGUCUGGCCAGUUCUGUAUACAGUGAUAGCAGUAGAUGUUCUAGAGGGCAGUAGCAAAGUGCUCACUAAACCAGCUUCAGGGUUGGUCAUGUAAUCUACAUAUUUCGAGCUACAGCAAAAGUUCUGACGGAGCUAAGCGCGCAGAUUUUUGUGUGAUUACACACGGAUAUGAUGUGUAAUCAUAUACAGAUAUGAUUACAGAUAUGAUGGGAUUCUCUUGUCAGCAACGUUUUAACUGUAGCAGAUAAGAUAUGUGGGGGGAUGCUCCUUCGUUCCCAUCCAUCUGUUUGAAAAUGAAAAGUACACGAAUGUCAGUUUCUAUAAUUCCAGGCCAUUAUUUCAUGACAUGGCGACAGCCUUAACUUGAAUAUCUGUCACUUUUUUUAAAUGUCACCUUCCAGGUCACAUGAGAAAAGCUGUAACUGAGAAGCCAUUUUGUGUUAUGUGUAUAUGGAGAUCAGUCUUUAGGCCUUUAAAGCUGUUCUGUUUACAGAUAUAGGCGUUUUAAACUUUCUACAGUGUCAAACACUUUAUUUUACACAAGCAUUUAUUUUGGUGCAGCUUUUCUGCUUUUUAGGAACUCUUACAAACAAUAAGUUUUAUUGUUUUCACAAAAAGUGUUCAAGGUCAUUAAGUUUAUGUUAGGUCAUAUUCAGGGAAAGUUACAUUUGAUCAUAUUUUGAUUAGACUGCAGAAUGUAUUAGAUGUAAAGAUGUUGAUAAUGUUUUUAUGCAUGGAUUUUCUUUCUUUUUUUUUAACUCAAGGUCAUCAUAUUUUAAUUUUCCUUCUGUGUGAACUCUUGUGACAAAUUAUAACCAACAAACAGCAAUGUAAAUUGUGCUUGCUUUGUAUUGAUAUUGAUGAUGCUGAUUGAAUCUGCUGUGGCAUUUUUUAAAAAUUUGGUUGUGAGUUAUUUUAGUGUAGAGAUAUUUCAAAAUAUUUAAAAUGUAAAUUUCUGCCUAUUACCUGUAAUCAGGUUACCAACAGACAGGUUAUGCCUUGUUCUGAUGACAUGUGGCCUCACUUCUACUUUGUAACUGUUAUGUAUAGAUUUACCAUUAAGGUGUGAUGUAAUUCAGUUUUUUCUCAUGGCGUGAUUAUAGUUAAACAUGGUUUCAGAAAUUAGAUACAUUUCUGAUGCGAAAAGAAUGAAGGUAAGACUUCAUGUACAAUGAGACAUGAAUUACUGAAGAUAUACUUGCUGUUAAAAGAAAAGACAACACUAACCAAAUGUACAUAUGUCUCGAUAAAGAGCCACGUUUGAAGAUCGAAUAACUUUUUAUUUUUGUGAUGUGGAACAAUUGUGAUGUCGCAAUUCAAAAUGAGAAAAAUUGUCCAUGUAGGAAAAGUCAAACAGGCCACAGUGCUCUUAGUUUUAACCAAUCAAGGGCAAGAUGUUUCUACCACCUGAGAAGACAUCUGUUCCACUGUGACAUAACCAGUUCCUAGUUCAGCAUUUCAGCAUUUAGAAGUAGUUUUCCUUCUGAUUAUGAGACCGUUCUGAUAUACAUGUACUUUAAAGCCAUUUUCAACGAGAAAGUGGGAGUUAUUCCCCCUAGUUCUCAAUCAGGAAAAUGCUUGACCUUCGCUUGUUAUAUUAAGGUUGACCGUGAGUGUCUCGCCUGUACUACU